AUGGCCACGGGCACGCCAGUCACCGCUGACACCCGGAAGACCCUCUUCGAGGAGCUUUUAUGGGAGCACCGGGAGCUCGCUGAGGCACACGACAAGUGCCAAGUGAUCCCGGAAGCUUCCAUCGAUGCUCUCAAGGAGCAGCUCGCCACGGCCCAACGGGAGAAGGAUGAGCUCAGCCGGCAGCACCAGGAGGAGCUAAACGCCCUCAAGACCAGCUACCAGGAGCUCAAGUCUCAGUUGAUUCAGCUGGGGCUUGACCACGCCAAGGCCCUCAAGGCCGCUGAAGUGACCGCAGCGGCCAAGUUGGACGAGGCUCUGGAGAAUGCCUGCAAUGCCACUGUGGUGUUGCGGGCAGAGCUGGAGGAGAUGGCCAAGGCCCGGAAGGGUGCCGAGGAGAAGGCCGCGCGGCUGGAGGAGGGGCACAAGGAGUGCGAUCAGCUGAUCCUGCAGACCGACACACUUGCCCUCCGCCUCUUUCCGGACUCGCAGAGGUAUGCCGUCAAGAAGGUCGACGCGCAGCGCAAGGACAAAGGCCAAGCGGAUCUUACCGUGCCAUGGACGCCCAAGGACCAUCCGGUCGCGCUUAACGCGCGGGUGUCCCAUAUGCGCUGCAUAGACCGCAAUCUUUCGGACAUCCCUGAUGUAGCUACCCAGCUAUACAGGACUUUAUGGCCUGGCGAGGAGGUGCCGGACACCUUCUCCCUCAUCAACGACCGUCUGAAAGGUGCCGGCAGGAGGAUCCGCGAGUGGCAGUGCUCUGCUGCCCGCGCUGGAGCGGACUCCGCCCUCCGCGUCGCCUGCUCCUGGUACCCGGAGCUCAAUCUGGACGCCCUUACCGGCGUGCGCGAAGGCGCAGAAACGGAUCUGGACCCGAUCCUCUCCGCCAAGCGGCAGGAUCGCGCGUACCGCAUCGCGGAGUAUGCCGACAUGCGCACCUUCAUCCCUCCCCCUCCUGGCGUCACGGAUUAUCUCGACGAGGAGGAGGGUGAAGCCGAAGAAGAGGUCCUGGGCGAUGCUGGUGCCGGCGAUGCUCCUCCGGGAAGCCCCCGCUGCAUGAUGAUUUCCUUUGAAGUACAUCACCGUGAGUCAGAGAGGACACGACAGCACCCUGGACAGCACGUGGUCACCGCCCUCGGCCUCGCCAGCGCGUGCACCAGCAUGGCCACGGGCACGCCAGUGCGCCCGCUCGCCCUCGUCACCCCGACCAUCUCCUGCCCUCUCCUCUCACCUACAGCCUCUCCUCGACGUCAGCAAGCGCCUAGACAUCGCCAUUGGACCGCGCUCGCCCUGUAG
Lolium perenne is the source of this 1293-nucleotide messenger RNA. RefSeq lists its product as uncharacterized. The record is from RefSeq and is a predicted model, not a curated record. NCBI's taxonomy places the organism in Eukaryota, Viridiplantae, Streptophyta, Magnoliopsida, Poales, Poaceae.